Rhododendron vialii is the source of this 648-nucleotide messenger RNA. RefSeq lists its product as uncharacterized. The record is from RefSeq and is a predicted model, not a curated record. Gene Ontology annotation, molecular function: nucleic acid binding. The transcript is spliced from 3 exons. The coding region runs from base 1 to 648 and encodes 215 amino acids. NCBI's taxonomy places the organism in Eukaryota, Viridiplantae, Streptophyta, Magnoliopsida, Ericales, Ericaceae.
AUGGAUUUUGUGACUGGACUUCGUCGUUCUCAAAAAGGCUAUGAUUCUAUUUGGGUAUGCCAAAUUGUUGAUGAGAAUAUCCGUUUGCAUGGGGCUCCAGUGUCGAUUGUUGCUAUCGGGAUCCUAUAUUUACUUACAGAUUUUGACCGAGUUUGCAACAAGCUAUGGAUUAUUCAAACUUUGGAGGAUAUGUUGCGUGCUUGUGUAAUGGACUUCAAAGGCAGCUGGGAUGCUUAUAUGUCGUUGAUGGAAUUUGCUUAUAGUAAUAGCUAUCAAUCUAGCAUUGGUAUGGCACCCUACGAGGCUUUAUAUGAUCGGACGUGUAGAACUCCUAUAUGUUGGAGUGAAGUUGGGGAAAGGUGGUUGUCGAAACCAGAGUUGGUUCAAGUCACUGUCGAUAAAAUUAAAGUUGUUCUUGAUCGCUUGAAAAUUGCACAAAGUUGCCAGAAAUUUUUUGCAGAUAAACGAAGGAGGGAUCUAGAAUUCACAAUGGGUGAUUGGGUAUUUCUUCGAGUGUCACCAUGGAAAGGGGUUAUGCGGUUCAAGAAGAAAGGCAAGUUGAGUCCACGAUAUAUUGGGCCGUAUGAGAUCAUUGAGGGGAUUGGGUCUACCGCGUAUUGCUUGGCAUUGCCACCGGAGUUGAGUUGA